Messenger RNA from Solanum tuberosum (potato), 1180 nucleotides. RefSeq names its product translation machinery-associated protein 22-like. Gene Ontology annotation, biological process: formation of translation preinitiation complex; translation reinitiation. The transcript is spliced from 7 exons. The record is from RefSeq and is a predicted model, not a curated record. NCBI's taxonomy places the organism in Eukaryota, Viridiplantae, Streptophyta, Magnoliopsida, Solanales, Solanaceae. Gene Ontology annotation, molecular function: translation initiation factor activity; mRNA binding. Bases 137 to 700 code for a protein of 187 amino acids.
GUUUUUAAGUUCAUUCUAUUAGUCGAACCAAAGAUACUCCAAGGGAAACAAACGUCGCCGUUUUACGAGACGAUUCGUUUUCAAGUUUCAGCAAAUUUCUCAGAGCAACAAACCGAAGUUUUUUUUUUCUUCUGUAAUGGCGGAGAAGCUCCAAGCAGUUGAGGUUCUAUAUUGUGGAGUUUGCGGGUUACCCGCUGAGUAUUGUGAAUUCGGAUCCGAAUUUGAGAAAUGCAAACCCUGGUUGAUCCAAAAUGCACCCGAUCUCUACCCAGACCUUGUUAAAGAUUCUAAUUUGAAAGAAGCUGAUAAAGUCUCUGAUCAGCUCCAGUCGGCUUCAAUCUCGGAAGGUUCUUCUACAUCUAAGAAAGAAGAAGUCAAGCGCCUUCCUGGUGGAAAGAUAAAAAAGAAAGAUAAACAGGAGAUAAUUAUUGAAAAGGUCACCAGAAACAGACGAAAGAGUAUCACUACCAUCAAGGGCCUUGAAAUCUUUGGUGUUAAACUAAGUGAUGCUUCAAAAAAGCUUGGUAAAAAGUUUGCUACUGGAGCUUCUGUGGUUAAGGGCCCAACUGAAAAGGAGCAGAUUGAUGUUCAAGGGGACAUAUCCUAUGACAUUGUGGACUUCAUUACAGAAACCUGGCCAGAUGUUCCAGAAUCUGCAAUAUUCUUCAUAGAAGACGGAAAAAAGGUUCCAGCUGCAUAAACUAGGGAGAUGACAUCCCUGUUCCCAGCAGGGUGUUUCCCAAACAAAUGCUCGUAGCACUGUGUUGGUUGAAAUUUGGGGUGAGAAUAUGUAUCGGCUCUAUAGAUGUGGCUACUAUCGUUCUACCCUCUCUAUAGCAAAUAAUAUAAAAAAGCAAAGAAACACGUCUGCAUUUUGCAAUUAGAUGUGGUUUUAUUUUGCGGUAUCUCACUCUAUCUCUGCUUGUACAGUUGCUGCAAUGCAUAAACAUUGUUCAUGGAUCUGAUAUGAAUGAAUGGAAUUUUGAACUAGUACUUAUGGCAAUAGUCUUCUUGAAGUUGUUUAGAUGCUUAACUUUGUUCAUGCAAGGAUGAAUAGUUCUACAUUGAAAGUGAGGUUAAAGAUUGUAUUUUGAAACAAAUCUUUGCUUUGUUUAGACAAAACCGAGUUGAGGGUCUAUUGGAAAUAGCCUCUCUAUCUCCAUGAGGUAGAGAUAAGGUA